This is a messenger RNA of Meriones unguiculatus (Mongolian gerbil), 13714 nucleotides long. It is a transcript of the gene Onecut2, whose product is annotated as one cut homeobox 2. Gene Ontology annotation, cellular component: nucleus. Lineage: Eukaryota; Metazoa; Chordata; Mammalia; Rodentia; Muridae. Gene Ontology annotation, molecular function: RNA polymerase II cis-regulatory region sequence-specific DNA binding; DNA-binding transcription factor activity, RNA polymerase II-specific. The record is from RefSeq and is a predicted model, not a curated record. Gene Ontology annotation, biological process: regulation of transcription by RNA polymerase II. The transcript has 2 exons. Bases 364 to 1926 code for a protein of 520 amino acids.
GCUCACCCAAACAGAAGACGUCGGCGCCGGAGCGGGCUCGGACAUGGCGAGGCGACGCGCCCGCACGAGCGGCGGGGCCCGGUGAUCCGUCCCUCCUUCCCCGCCCCCCUCCCCUCUCCCGCACGCACGCCCUGUCCGCCCCCACCCCGCCCCCACCCCCACCCCGGGCGCGCCCGCCCGCAGCCCGGGGCACACACCCGCACGCGCGCCGCCCCGGCACACACUCCCGCGCUCCCACGGCCGCUCCCCCGCACCCACCGCCGCCACCACCGGAGCCCCGCAGCCGAACCACGCCACGCGCGCCCCGCCAGCCCGCCGGCAGCCCCCCGCCGCUCCCGCCGCCCCCGGGCCCCGAUGGACUGAAUGAAGGCUGCCUACACCGCCUAUAGAUGCCUCACCAAAGACCUAGAAGGCUGCGCCAUGAACCCGGAGCUGACAAUGGAAAGUCUGGGCACUUUGCACGGGCCGGUCGGCGGCGGCAGCGGCGGGGGCGGCGGCGGGGGUGGCGGGGGCGGCGGGGGCGGCGGGGGCGGCCCGGGCCAUGAGCAGGAGCUGCUGGCCAGCCCCAGCCCCCACCACGCGGGCCGCGGCGCCGCCGGCUCGCUGCGGGGCCCGCCGCCUCCUCCUCCUCCGCCUCCUCCGCCGCCGCCGACCGGGCAUCAGGAGCUGGGCACGGCGGCCGCGGCGGCGGCGGCCGCGGCGUCGCGCUCGGCCAUGGUCACCAGCAUGGCCUCGAUCCUGGACGGCGGCGACUACCGGCCCGAGCUCUCCAUCCCGCUGCACCAUGCCAUGAGCAUGUCGUGCGACUCGUCGCCGCCGGGCAUGGGCAUGAGCAACACCUAUACCACGCUGACGCCUCUGCAGCCGCUGCCGCCCAUCUCCACCGUCUCGGACAAGUUCCACCACCCGCACCCUCACCACCACCCUCACCACCACCACCACCACCACCACCACCACCACCAUCAGCGCCUGUCGGGCAACGUCAGCGGCAGCUUCACCCUCAUGCGCGACGAGCGCGGGCUCCCGUCCAUGAACAAUCUUUACAGCCCUUACAAGGAGAUGCCCAGUAUGGGCCAGAGCCUGUCCCCGCUGGCCGCCACGCCGCUGGGCAACGGGCUGAGCGGCCUCCACAACGCCCAGCAGAGCCUGCCCAACUACGGGCCACCAGGCCACGACAAAAUGCUCAGCCCCAAUUUCGACGCGCACCACACUGCCAUGCUGGCCCGCGGCGAGCAGCAUCUGUCCCGGGGCCUGGGCACCCCGCCUGCGGCCAUGAUGUCCCACCUCAACGGCUUGCACCACCCGGGCCACGCUCAGUCCCACGGGCCGGUGCUGGCUCCGAGCCGCGAGAGGCCCCCUUCGUCGUCCUCGGGUUCGCAGGUGGCCACGUCGGGCCAACUGGAGGAGAUCAACACCAAAGAGGUGGCUCAGCGGAUCACCGCCGAGCUGAAGCGCUACAGCAUCCCGCAGGCCAUCUUCGCGCAGAGGGUGCUGUGCCGCUCUCAGGGGACUCUCUCCGACCUGCUCCGGAAUCCCAAACCCUGGAGUAAACUCAAAUCCGGCAGGGAGACCUUCCGCAGGAUGUGGAAGUGGCUGCAGGAGCCCGAGUUCCAGCGCAUGUCCGCCUUACGCCUGGCAGCGUGCAAGCGCAAAGAGCAAGAGCCAAACAAAGACAGGAACAACUCCCAGAAGAAAUCCCGCCUGGUGUUCACGGAUCUCCAACGCCGGACGCUCUUCGCCAUCUUCAAGGAGAACAAGCGCCCUUCGAAGGAAAUGCAGAUCACCAUUUCCCAGCAGCUUGGGCUGGAGCUGACCACCGUCAGUAACUUCUUCAUGAAUGCCCGGCGCCGCAGCCUGGAGAAAUGGCAAGAUGACCUAGGCACAGGCGCCUCCUCAUCCACCCCCAGCACUUGUACCAAAGCAUGAGUCAAGGUUUUCUCACCUGGGCACAAGUCACCUCCAAAUGAGGACAACAGAUACCAAAAACAAACAAACAAAGACAAAAAAAAAAAAAUCACAAAGACAUCAGAUUCUUAGCUGGGGCCCUUCACUGGUGACUUGAAAGCACAAUUCUCCUGAAACGUCUAAUCUAGCUGUAAUCAUAGGCCAGGUGUUCGUUUUGUUUGGUUUGGUUUUAAAUGGCUACAGAGUCCAAGGGCGUGCUUAAAAUAAGUCUUUUUGAACUAGAUGCUAUCAUCUGAUCAUGCUAAGCAUCCCAGAGAUCCAAAUGGGGCCUGCUUGGAGUGAGUUAAUUACAGCAGGAUGUCAGCCAAAGCUCAGUGUGGCUGUAAGCAUCAACAGUCCCACUCAGGUCCUGUCAACCUCUUGAAUCAGUUUCCCGUGAGUGAGAGUGGGAAUUCAGCCUGAGUACAGACACAGUUCAGGAUUCCAAAAUGCUGUGUUAAGAGAAGAAUUUAACAACAAGAAAGGCCUCAUUUGCUUUCCAAGUGCUUAGCCUCCUUCUACCACAAUACACUCAAAUUCUCAGCCAUAGCAUUACAAAGAAAAAAAAAAUCAAAAUGGUAAUUACUGAGCACAAGUUUUAAAUAUGGAAAUCAAUAAAAAAAAAAAAAGACCUGUUUUUCCAACUCAGGCAUCUUUUCACUGGAUAGUUUAGAAAGCUUUAAGUCGUUUUCAGUUUACAAUUUUUAUUUUCCUUACCUCCUGGAAAUCUCAUGUGGUCUUUUGGAUCCGUAAAAAAAAAAAAAAAAAAGGAAAAAAAAAAAAGAAAAAAAAGUUCAGUUGAGCUCAAAGUAUCAAGCACAACGAAGACAAACAAAUAUAAGGAAGGUUCUGGUUUCAAUGCAUCCAGUUUGACAAGGCGGUUUACAACCGUCUCUACUAUUGCGAAGUCAUUAGGGAAUCACUGGGAAUAUGGCUUCAAGCACAUUUUGCAGUUUGUUACAAAUUCUGUUUGUACACAAUGCAGAUGCACACUCAGGAGGCCAAUUUAACUGUUACAGUACAGGAGCAAAUGUAUCAUUUGAAAAUAUAUAGAUUAUUUUUUUUAUUUUUAUUUUUUCGAUCAUUACAGUGUCCUUGAUUUUAUUAGUCAUCCAGUUCCUCCUAUGUGCAUUCCGACUGUGGUCCAUUCGCAUUCUUGCUGAUUUGUGUUUUUCCUUAUCUCAUCCCGAUAGUUGGGAUAUUUCUAUUGUUUUCUACAAAGAAACGGUUUAAUAAGACACCUCCGUCAUCUCUUCCUAACUCUCUUUGAUUGUUGGCUCACCCUUGUAAAAGAGCCGACGGGAUCGGAGGGAGCACAAUACACCAAAGAAGCAGAAUACUGCAAACCAAAGACAUUUAUUCCCUGCCGUUUUCUAGCCUACAAACGCUGUGAUUACUUUUAGAGAUCAGAGCACCUCUGUAACUCGGAGCGGCAUUAGGCUCUUGUCUUUGGCUCACCAUCUGGCUGAGCAGACCAGCUACGUCAAUGACAUUAGCCAAACAUCCAGGCAGUGGCUUCACCGUGCCAGCUCUGGUUGUCACCUUCCCCGUAGGAAGAGGGCCCACAGAACUCUGGGAGAUUACAAAGGUCACUAUGUGCAUAUUUACCAGUGAAUGGCCCCAGGUGGGCACCGUGGGGUGUUCAAAGCAAGCCAAACGCUGCAAUGAUUCUUUACAGACACUUAAGACUGACUUUUGUAUGAAUUACUUAAUUGAAACCAAAGAAACUUUUUCUGCACCUACUUCUGCAACAAACAGAACCGUCCCAUUAAAUGAGUAAUGAUUCCAUCAAUCACUGGAAAUCGCCACCAACAAGAAAAGCACGCCAGAAUAAAGAAAAAAAAAAAAAAAAAAAAGCAAAAACACCGAAGACACACUGUGUUCAAACAGACCUCUUGGGACAUUUUUUUUUUCUUUUGGAAGCAGAUUUGAAAGAAAGGGUUAGACAAGAAUCAAAAUACAGAAGAGCCUCAGUGGCUGCUGCUUCAUUUGACAACUCACUCGGUAAUCUUAAAGUUGAAGAUUGUCUUUAAUUUGUGCCUAUGCAGUUUUUCAAAAGAACAUGGAACAGAGCAACAGAAACCUCAACAGCUACAAUACCAAAGAUGAGGAUUCUCACACCUUUUGUCUCAGUUCAUCACCUUCUUUUGCCUGGCUAAAAUACUUAUAGCGUCAUUGAUCUGUACAAAGGUAAUUGAUUUUGUUUCUUUAAGCAACAGAAGGAAAGGGUCAUUUGUCUGAUUUUAUUGUUUCCCUUUAGUUUUGUUUUAUGGCUUUUUACCCAACAUGGAAUGCCCCCACCAAAGGUUCCAUGGACUCCAAAUUUGAGAUGUUGGGAUACUGAAAGGUGUUCCCCUCUCUCUUCAGCAGAGUAUGGGAAAUACUAUUUUUUCACUUGAAUGUUCAUUGCUUAGCCCUUAGACUUCCAUGUUCUAAGUCUCGUCAUUGGGGGAGGGAAGGGGAGCAAGGGUCAGGGGUAGGAUUCUGGGUGAUCCAUCCUCUCCAGAACCAAAGAAUUUAUAGAGAAAUUUAUAGAGAAAUUUCAUGUGAUUGCCACAUAUUAACACCGCUUCAUUUGGGGGUGGGGAAACAUGUAAAAAGAAUUGCCAGUUUCUACUUUUCUAUUAGCUUUUUUUUUUUUUAAAAAAAAAAUGAUCAGCUGUAAAAUUGCAUUUCUAAAGAAAGAUAUAUAUAUAUAUUAAAUGUAUGGGUACAUAUAUAGAUCAACUGGCAUUGGUGAUAACCGUAAAUUAAUGCUGUCCAAAUUCAUCCCAUCUUUUUGUUAUAUGCUCCAUUCACUGAUGUCCAAAUUCAUCCCAUCUUUUUGUCAAUGCUCCAUUUGCUGAGUAUUCACUUCACAACUGUUCUCGUUUCUCAUGCCAUUCCAAAGUUAACCUGCCAUUAUGGUGGUCUGGCAGUAUUCAUAUUUCUAUGUCAGUUUAUGGGAAAGGUUGAAGGUCACAUUUAAGCAUUUCUACAUGUAACCUGUGGAUGGAUUCAUGGUGUAAGUGAGUUUUAUUUGUAUUUAGUAAUCUCUAUUCUAUGCCUCAACCAUGAUAAGCAAGGUUUAUCCACCAGACUAGCCCAGAGCCAUGCUGCCGGCAAUGGGAAACUCACCUACCAUCAUUGCCGGGAAUGCUUAGUGGUGGAGCAGAACACCCAGAAAUCAAUUUUCCGGGAGAUGCCCUUCGCAUCAGGGUGUUCUAGAUUCCUCGCAGUGAGUAGAUCCAACACGGGUUUCUCAUGGGGAAGUCCAGCUCCUGUUGCGAUAGGUUGAUCAGCCCUCAGGGUAGUAAUUACCAGUUUGCAUUGACAAGCUUGAGUGCAACCGCAGCUGGUGCUGGGGUGGAGCGGGAGACAUCUCAAUCCUGGAGAGAAGACACACAGCAGACUGUGACGUGAGUCGCAGAUUCCUGUUCCUGGAUAGCCACAGCAUCUGCUGUGCUAUCUCUUAAGUCACCCAAAGCAGGCAGUCCUGGGGGGGAGGGGGGUAUCCCAGCUAGAGCUGAGACAAUGUGGCUCUGUAUGAGUUUUGUAAUCUGCCCUACCUAAGGAGUGAUUCUUUCUCUUUUCUCUCUGUCUCUCUUGCUUAUAAUCCAUUGGACCUUUGGUCAAAUGACCAAGAAAAAGUUCUAUUUCCUCAGGAGAUUGCUCCCUUUCAGCUUUGGUCAGAUGAUUUUUAACUUGGGUAUUAGUAAAUGAGUCCUUGUGAUUUGUGGACAGUAGGACUGGUGGUUCUGUUUGAACCUUCGAAACCAAGCAUCUUGCUCUGAUUGGUGACUGACAUACUAAUUAACAGCACUUGGGUGUCUCCAUUCUUGGAAGAUGAUGGAGUAAAAGAAAAAGGCAAGAAUUUCCCUCCAGGAACUCUAUAAAUGUCUCACAUAGCUCAGAACAUAGCAAAGAGAAUACUUUCUUUAAACAGUUAUUUACGCACACACAUAUAGAAAUACGUAUGUGUAGCUAUACACGUAUGUGUCAAAAUUUUAGGUUGUACAAAGUAUUAUUUUACUAGAUAGCUGAAAGGAAAAGUACCAUACUGAAAGGUUAUAAAAGUUAAUCCAGUGUUUUUUCUCAAAGACUUUAAAUUUUUAUUUUAAAUCUAUAGACACAGUUAAAGCAUAGAGUCUACACUUUUAAUACAAAAAUGUUCCAAGCUGCCACCACCAUCAACAACAGCAGAACACUGUGAAAGAACAGUGCAGAACCCAAUUUCACCUUCUUGGGGUGACUGAAAUUCAAAUGCUAAAAGCUAUUGAGUGAAAAAUAUUUUUCCUCAAGCCUUCAUAUAACUAAGCUUAAUUUUUUUCAGUGUAAUUUUAGUAUUAAGGAUUCAAUUUCUUCAUUUCCAGAAAGGAGAGCUAAUAUAUUUCUUUUUUAAAUGUACAACAACAGUAAUAAAACUUAAUCCUAGUAUUUAAAAUAAUUUCCCAUAAUGUAAUAUAGCAUUUAGUUUGUGCCACAUAGUGAUACAGGCUCUUCUGAGCCAAGAAGGAAAGAUCAGAGUUGCAUAUAUAGCUCUUGCUUUUCCAAAGAUUCUUGGCAGCUUCAGCUUUGAAAUUCCAAUCUCAUUGUCACUUCAAGCUAAAGCAAAACAAAAGCUAGGAAGAUAAAACUAACACACACAGACACACACACAGACACACACACACACACACAGACACACACACACACACACACACACACACACCUUUCCUAAGGCAAACAGUGGGUUUCGAAGCCAAAUGUUUAUUAGAAUUUAAAUAAUCAAACAUUGUGUAUGUUGGGCAUCCAUGUCUUAGUACCAGGAAAUUAAAACUGGAUAAUUUUCAAAUAGUCACCAUUCAGUAGGUACAGAGAAGAACUUUUCCAUUAUCAAAAAUGCCAAUGGACGUGUCUGUUAGCUUGGUACUGUCAAAACAUGGAAGUACACGUUUGGAGGAAAUUGAUCUCUGAGAGCUUGUCUAACUGGAAGUUUUAAAAAUAUACAAACAGACUAAGUUCCAAGAUUGUUAAAAGGUAAUACUGAAAACUGGUGGAAGUAGAUCUCUGUAGUUAAUGUUGACCAACAGACGCUACCUUGACAAUACUUUUUCUAGAUUCCUACCCAGUCAGGGCUGGGUUUUUACUGUCCUGUUGCUGAUGCGCCGAUUCAGACUUGCUAAUCUAACCAAGUGAGUGAGUGGGAAGUGGCUGAAGGGCCUUUCUGAUGGUUAUAUAUAAAGCUGGGUACCAUAACAGUUCUGUGCCAUUGGCUAAUCAGAAAGCCCAGUGAAAACUAAACUAAAAAAAAAAAAAAAAAAAAAAAAAAAAAUCCCACAUAACAAGAGCAGUGUCCCACACAGGUAGUUGCGUGAACUAUGGAUGACCUAAUUCCUAUUUCUGUCAAUGCUUUGUUCCCUUGCAAGGUAGUAGAUAAGGGUAGAUGAUUGAUUGGUUUGUUUUAGAAGUCCCAAGUACUUAAGAAACAAACAAAAAUAAUAAUUCUUAAAAUAACAAAGGAUCUCCUAUACAUACAUAGAUAGAUGCGCAAGUUUUCACCAAAGCCCAUGGAUUAUGUUUAGGACCUUAAGUGCUCCUUGACCUCAGUGACUCAAGUGACUCUGCCAGUCAUAGGGAGUGAAAGGUGGAGCCCAGGCUCUGCCCCCCCUAGGCUCUGAGUUAGGUUGGUUCACAUUACCCAGGUUAUACGUUUUUAGUGGAGAGAAUGUAUGUAAGAAAAAGAAAAAUCCCCACAGGUUGUUCAUUCCAUGGGAAUCUUCCAUCUGGCUCCAUUUUUAGCAGCAGGUAUUUUACGUGGCAUAGACCUUGGUAGAUUAAGUUUUGCCUGACAUUUCUACAAUCUGUGGGCUUGGAUGUACACAGAUCUAGAUACAGCUUUCAACACACAUCCUCACAGCUGACUUUACAUCCACAUACAUUGCCUAGAGGUGUCUAGACUGUGUACAUGCAAGCCUGUACAGACGUGCUUAAUACUUAUAUAUAUUGUAAUCUGUUACAAUAAAUAAAUUUCAAAUCAUCAUGCAACAUGUAUGUGAUACUCUGACAAUGUACCUUGUCUUUUUUUUAUUUAUUUCUUGUAAUGCUGAAAACCAAAGGGCAGAAAUGUAAGCAAAUGUAUCCCAACAUCUUCAUUCAUCAUGAUACUUGAAAUUACUUUCAUUUGGGUUAGUAGAACUUUGGCUAUUAUUUAAUUAUCUGUUAGAUGUUUGAUGACUUUGGUUGAACAGCUUUAUUCUGGAUCUCUCAUAAAUAAAGCUAAAUCCAAAGACCUUAAAAAGAACAAAAAAGGGGAGGCACGGGGGGGGUGCAGAGUAAAGUGCAAAUCAAUGUGAGGAUGUGGGCACUGGUUUCCAGGGUUGAGACAAUGGUGGUGUGUCUUAUGGAGGUUACAUUAGCUAGUGUGGGGGGGGGGGAUGAUUUUCUUUCCCCUCAUGUUUGUCACCUCAAAGUGGUCUUUAAUGUGAUAAAGCUUUAGAAGUUAUAUUUUGCUGCUUUAUUUUGACUUAGAAUAUAGAAUGAAAUGACCCAUUCUGUCCACCAUCCCAAAAUGAAGACAACCCCUUCCCACCCCUCAGAUAUAUUUUAACUUGUCUCUUUCAGUUGUGACCCAACAAGCUGUUAAUAUAAUUAAUUUAUUUAAAUGAGUUUCUCGUGUGCUAGUGUGUAAGAUUCGGGUAAUUAUUUAAUUCUCUUUUGUUAGUUUGAUUGUUCUUCGUUCUUAUUUAUCAGAAUCUAGAGCCGUGGUGUCUGCAUCUGAGAUGCAAAGCCUGGCUGCUGUACUCCUCUAGUGUAGUCUGCUUCAUAAAGCGGUGAACUUCUGUUACAGGGAAGAAACAUAGGUUACAAUGAAAAUGAAAAAACAAUCUUGGGGGAUUUCCCCUCUUGGAUUAACUUAUAAAAUGGUUUAAAUGGUUGUUAAAUUAUUUAAUUUAAGUUCACAGCCCCACCUGGUACCAGGCGAACCUCACCUCUUAAUUGCUGGGGCCCUCGGAGCCUUUCUCUUGUAACUUAUUUAUUUAACUUAUUGAGCGUCUGCCACAGAUGCGCCGUACGGUUUGUGUUUGUUAUUUAAGAUGGCGGCGGGUACUGCAGUUGGUUCGCUGUCAGAACAGCAGAGCGGAUUCAUGGACAAGCGCUGACUGGCCAGCCUGCACCUGCUUUCAGAACCUGAGCUGAGAUCCAACGUCACCAGCCCAGACUUUGGGGCUGCUAUACGGAAACUGGAAAAAUAAAUAAAUGAUAAAUAAAUAAAAAUCAUAAACCAAAAAGAGAGGACCCUUACACUAGCUGCUUCCAAGAAAGAACUCAGUGUGCGUGUAAAGCAACAAAACAAAAAGGGGGAAAAAAAAAAAAGCAGAAAAAAAAGGAAAAAAAAAAAAACGGAAAAACUUUCUAUUUGUAGUGAGAACCAAAGAAGGCUACCUCACUGACUUUUCCAUUUGUAAUUUUAAUCGUGUUGAUGACACCAAAGAUACCAAAGAUUCCUUUCUCUGUGCGGUCUGCAUUUUGCUUGUGCUCUUUUAUGAUUUGAACUCUUCUUUCUGACAUAUGGUAUGGACAGCCACAGCUCAGACUCCCCAAAGAAACAAUGAUGUGUGUGAAGGCGGCUGCUAACCUGGAAAGGGGUAUUUUCUGUGUCUCUUGCAUUUGUCUGCUGCCCCCUCCCACAUAUUCUGGAUGCAAGUUGGGAUGCUGCUUGUCACUGGAUUCCUUAAAGUUCCAGUUCAAAUUUGGUGAAAAAGCCUGCUUGUAAAUGGUCUGCAGUCCUAGCCAGGGACCUCUGAGCCCUGGAGCUAUCACAGGCAAAAGUGCUGAGCUAUUCAACUACAGAAAUAAGCACUGGCUGUUAAGAGCUGGAAGGGGCCUGAGGACCAGUCACUCCUCCUGAGGCCAGGUUGGAGUAGUUAUCUGAGUCUAAAGGGAAAAUAGUAAUUCUUCAGCAGUGAAAGCAACUAUAGCUUAUGGAUUAAUAUUGUCAUCCUUUAAGAACAUUUUCAAACACCCACAUCUCAUAUAGAGUCAUGUAUGAUCCAUUGCUGAGUAACAUGACCAGCCUUGAACUUCUAGGGCUCACUCAGGGGUUCUGCCCUGGGAAGGACUUUUGAACCCACCCAUUACAAAAUUUUAAAUAAAUAAGCUUGCAAUCAGUGGAAGGAGAAAGCUCAGUCUUGACCCAUGGUACUUUAAUUACUAUGGCAAUUCUAAAGUCAAUAUUUAGCAAGGACGGCACUUGGCUAUUGCUUUUGGUAGGAUAUUUCAGCUGUCAGGUUUUUCUUAAAUUGUUUUUUUUUUUAAAUUUUUUAACCUAACCGUGUUCUCAUUUCAUUUUUAAGUCAAUUCUAAUUACAAGAUAAACGUAAUAAGCCUUGCAUUAUUUGAUGAUAAGGUAUAUUCCUUGUAAACAAAAAAAUACCCUAAAUAGCAGAGGAAUGGAUAUAAUGGUUAAAGUUACUUUCUCUUUCUCUUUUUUUUUUCCCCUUUUCAAAACUUAAUUGGUCUUGUUUAAAUUUCUUUAGAUUCUAUUAAAUGACUAAAUCACUAUCAGGAUCAUUCACCAAAGUGAUUGGAAUGUUAGCCAGUGAAUCUUUUCCAGCAUUUGGACAAGUGGGAUUUAGAUUCACACAGACUCCCAGCUCCAGUCUACUGAGCUCUUUAUUGAAUACUGCAUUUUAACAUUUCACAUAAUAGUUAUCACUGAGCUUUUAAAGAGACUACUAAAUAAAGCUAAGAAGGGAAGAUCAAUUAACACAUCAGUUCCACACACCAACAGAGUAUGGCCAAUAGAAGAAUUUACAACAGAUGUGUAAACUACAAAAUACCCAUCCUUUCUCCUCUUGUAUUUCCUCCUCCUCCUCCUUCUUUGAAAACGGGGCUUUAUGUGUUCCAAGAUAGCCUUAAACUCGUUGUGCAAAUAAUGAUGGCUUUGAACUCCCAACUCUCCUACCUCUAUGUUCCUAGUGGUGGAGUUUCGGUUGUGAGCCACCAUGUACAGCCAGUUAUCUUCUUUCUGAAAUUCCAAAGUGCCAUCCUGCCAUAUGUGAAAGCCCUUUCCUACCUAGAUAGGCCUAAACUCCCGUGUUCUUCCUAUUGAAGGCAAAGCUCCAGGGCCUUCUUUCCAAGCAGCUGAUCACCAAAUUCCUAUUGGAAAUUAAAUUCUCUGAAUACCUGGGAGACAAUAAAUUCACUAAGGAGCAGAGUACUUCCCCUGUAAGCAGCAGCAUCUUCUCCAGCCUCCGUACCACUAGGAAAGAGAACGUAGAAAGAGAAAUAGCAGCCUGAACACAGAAAAUAUCUCAAUUAGCAGAUCACUCUUCAGCGACAACCCCUACCCUCCAGCCUCAUGCUUCACUUGCAAAGUGGGACGUAACCAUGGGACGAGUGCCUUGCUUGAACCAAAGCAACGAUUUAGCCAGUCUGGACCUCUCUGUGCUUUUUUUAAUCCUUCCUGUGAAUACCUCAGCUUCAACUGGGCCUCCAUACAGUAACUUGGUAGGCUUAUUGUACUGUGGUGCUUUGCAAUGCAACCCUGCAAAGAACAAGAUUUGUACUAAUACCAAAGGUUCUUUCUCUACGUCUCUUCCUUCUGUCUCCCCACUGUCCCCCUUUUCUAGUCCCUCAUGGUUCCAAAGCUUUAAUAUGAACCUGGGCAUGUUGGCAAUGCAGACCGCGCAAUUCCUUACCGAAUUUUCUCAGAUAUACCUCAUAGAUAAUAGUGUUUAGAGUAAUGUUAUUAUAGCGUAUGUAAUAAAUUAUUCACUGUUUCUUUUGGUAACUGUGAUUUAAAAAAAGAAAAAAGAAAAAAAAAGCUUUAUACGGUUUAGGUUGUGCUUUUGUAAUAGAUGAAAAUGUGCGCUUAUAAAGGAAAUGUACGUUCUUUUUAUUUUCUUCUCCCCCCCCUUUGGAUUUUAUUUAUUCUGGAUUGGGGAAAGUUGCAGAAUGAGCCCAAAGUUUACAGUUUCAUGUUUUGCUGAAGAAACAAUCUGUGUUCAUUUGCUCUGUUGAAAAAAAAAGGAGUUAUUUUCUACAUUUGUGCUAAUCGUUCUGUGAUAACAGUGUAGUAUUAUAAUUAGCAACUGCCAAUCAGUGCUAUAAUUUUAUGCAUGAGGCUAAAAGUUUAGCAGUGUGAUGCAUUGUGGUCUUAAUAGCAACAUCUUUCAUUUUGUACUAGAUCCUCCCCUUUGGUUCAACGGACAUUAUGUAUGCAUGGGCGCCUAUCGUUUGUUUGUUAGCAGUCGUGACCAGUUGUGUAUACAUUAAACUGUGAAAGAUGCACACAGUUUGGCCUCAGAUGGUGAUAAUACUGGUUUUCUUGGGAGAUGUAUUACCUUGAAAAAAAAUACCUUUCCAUCUGUUGGGAUUUCAAAAUGAGUCAGAUUUAAUCGGGUUUGAAUUUUAUCAUGAGAAGGGUCAUCCAAGCUGGCGUUAGCCUACUUGAAUCCCACAAAUUGGGAUCCUCAUAACCCAGAUACAUCACUACAUCUGAGUUGAAAAUGAGCAGUAGAGAAGCACUCACCUCUGCAUUUUUAAUUUCCACUGAAAGGAAUUGCAGCUUUAUGUUCCUGACCUCAGACCCAUAUAAAGCAAUGCUCGUUCAUCUAGCUCUGACUUUUCUGCUUUUUCCCUCAAGAACUGGCUUCCUCUGGGACUCCGUUGUCAGUUCUCAGUUGAAAUGCACAGAGUACAGAUAUCAGUAAUUCAUCUCUGGUCUUUUUGUACACUCUCGCAGAUAACCCCAUCAGUUAUUUGGACAAAAAUAUGUGGUCGCUCCCUAAACUUACACUCAUGUGGCCCUAUCCUGCUUUUCCUCCUUAGGGUCAGAAAUAACUCUAGAUUACUCUUUAUAAACUUAUGCCUAUAUUCUAAAGGGGAACAUAAGAUUAUUUUUUUUUUUGAGAACCAAUUUAGGAAAACCAUCUUGGUUUGAAUUCCCCAAUCUUUGAGGUCUCUCUAUCUCAAAAAGUAUUUUUCUGUCCCAGUGGAUUGGCAAACACAUUCUUAUAUUCUGAGAUCCAUUCUUGAGUUUCAUUCCUGUUUCCUACACCAGUAUGCUCCCCAUAAAACCAAAUCAACUGCCAAGUUCUGCAGAAGAAAAUGAAGACGAGGAAGCAACGGUGGGAACACAGCAGUCUGCCAUGCAGAAUCCUGGAAACCACCAACAGACAACAGUGUCGCACCUGUGUCUGUCAGUAGGACGUUGGAGAUGUUCUUUCAUUAAUGAUGCAAAGGAACGGCCUUAUAAGUAGGUUGUGAUAAUGACGGCUUUGUAAUGUCAUCUUUUGCUUGUUUAUUUGUUUCCUUUUAUCAAUCUGCCAAAGAUGGGAAUGGAUACAAGAACUUUAAAAUCAGCUUUUGUAAGCCAGUUGUUGAUUGUAAUGGUGUUUGAUCUUCCAGAAAGCUUUACGUAUUCUUCUGCAAUAAGUCAAGUCACCGUUUGUUUCCAUAAGUUCUCCUCACACUCAUAAGCCUGAAAACUGUUCCUCAUGGCACAGAUGCUGUAAUGCCUACAAUGUUCUAAUGUGUUUUUGACCCAAAGCAGACAAAGGUAUGUGUGAGACACGAGCAUGCCUGGCCCUUUUUACUACAAGCAACACAGGGGUCUGGCUCACUAGAAUUUGCCAAGAAGACUUGUCUUAUGAAAUUCAAGGUAUAUUUUGUUAUGCCGUUUCAUUUUCUUUUUUUUUUUAACUGUGGAAAGUGAUAUGUUGAAUCAAGUGUAAGCUGAGUUCUCCAGACAACUGAAGUAGCUACAUUGUGAAUGUUAUUUUGUUAUUAAAGGGUUUUUACUCAA